AUGGAGAAAGCACACAAGCUAAAUGCUAUUCGCAAGGCAGGUAAUUGGCGGUUGUCCCGAAAGGAGAAGCCAGCUCCAGACCAAGACUCAGCACCAGCGCCAGUACCAGCCCGUACCAAAUCAAAGAGACCAGCCAUGCACUUGUAUGAAGGCACAGAUUCUGAGGAUGAGAAUGACGACGAUAUCUCUGGUGGCUGCACUCUCAAGGAUGCAGGAGAGAAGAGACUCGCGAAAAUGACUGAUGAAGUUUCACUUGCAACAAUACUCCAGGAGACUCGAGUGGUUGGUACGAAGAUCGAAUCCCACCCGCCUGCGGGAGAGACACCCUGCCCUGCUUACCCGAAGCCGGCCCACACACAGAUUGGUAACUUUGUAACCAGUAUGAUGAAUAAAGCUCGACGACCGACUGAGGACCUGGCCAAAAACCCAGCCCGCCCACUACAUUGCCCUAUCGACCUAUACGCCCAGAUGAAACCUGGCGCAUUAGCGGCCGGCCAUGAAGAUUUUGUUCCAUUUCAAGUGGUCAAGAAGUUUCCUUUUGUUCAUGCUAGCAAGGACGACCAGAAGAUUGUAUGCCCGGAAUUCUUUGACCAAGGCAAGUUGUAUAACCGGACUUGGGAUUUCUUCUAUGUUUACCGUCUUGAAUCCCAUCCAAAUCUUAACCCGAUUAUUCUGGUGCCCACCAAGCAGUUUAAGGGGUUCCUACACAUCAUCAAUGAGGCUCUUGCUACUCAACUUCACAUACCAACUGGCAGUAAAAGUGCCGCAUUUGCCGUCACCUUCUGCACGCCCGGCCUCCCUCGUGCUCGCUACUUGGGCCGUUCUACCAAUCAAGACAUGGCAGAAUCGCUGAGGCAGAACGUUCCACCGGCGUAUUUGACACUCCCUGGCGAGGAAGUCCCUCAGAUGCCCUCCGACCGUGCCCUCGCCGAUUUCCAGGCGCAACUGGAUAUAAUUAAUGAAGCCCAGAAGGGACAGAAAUCCUUGAAAGCAAGCAAAGAUCGCGCGGCGAACCGAACGGCUUGGGGCGAGAACCUUAAGCGCAUUCAAGGGUAUUUGGGGCUCGAUGUCAAUUAUCCGCCGAAGGACGUCGUUUUCAUAUCUGUUGAUGUUGAAGCCUACGAGGGCAAUCAAAAUAUCAUUACGGAGAUUGGUAUUGCGACUCUUGAUACGAAAUGCAUCCGACAAAUGCGACCUGGAGCAAACGGCGAGAUCUGGGCAUCUGCCAUCCGGGCCAGGCACUUUAGGAUCCAAGAGCAUCUCCGGUAUCGAAACCACAAUUAUGUUCGGGGCUGUCCCGAAUCCUUCGAGUUUGGGGCCAGCGAGUUCAUCAAAUUGAGUGAAGCCGCCGAAGUGGUCUCCAGCUGCUUCAAGGAACCAUUUUCCAAUCCUCAGGGCUCUGGUGUAUAUGAUAAAAAUCCGUCUCAGCGCCAGGUUGUCCUAGUUGGACACAACUUGCCUGCCGAUGUUGAAUACCUUCGCAAGAUAGGCUAUGAUCUUACGAACACCUCUGCCGUAAUGGAUCGUGCUGACACAGAUAAGCUGUGGCAAUACAUUUCAAAUGAGACUCAAUCUCGAAAGCUUACCGCCAUUCUUUCCGAUGUUGGCCAACUUGCCUGGAACCCUCACAAUGCGGGCAACGAUGCUGUGUAUACCCUUCAAGCCAUGAUUGGUCUUGUGGUCAAGAAUUCUAACGGCACCAUGCCGGUUCAAGAGACUUCUGACAAGCGUACUGAUGUCGAAGGACUCACUAUGGGUAUUGGAAACUCUGCUAUUAAGUCUGGGGAUAGGUCAUUGGUUAACAGCGGCGGCGGUGAAGCAUCUGUUCCUCGUGUACAGUCGACUGCUACACCUACACCUUCAAAUGGCCAAGCUCCUAGGCCUAUCGCCACAACUCGGAUUCAUGGAACGAAACCAGGAUGGCGGCCGCCUCCAGCAUAUACAGAACAUGGUUCUCGGCCGCCCCCAUUGACAGUUUCCCCGUUGUAUGUUCGGAAGGAAACCAACCCACCGCCCCCCUUCAAUGCCGCUCAGGUCCGGCUUCAAGCCCCUGAUACUACUCCCACCAUGAGACCACGCCUUGUUUCCGACCCCUUCAGAGAAGGUCACUAUUUGCCAGCUCAAGGAAACUUCAGCAUGCUUGUUCCUGCCGGGUAUGGUGAUGAGCUUCUUGACUCUCCACCACCUGCGGCUGCAAAGCCUCAGUCUUUCAAGUCACCACUGCGUCCUGCAAAGCCUCAUUUCCCUCACCACGACCGUCUUACGGCUCGGGCUCGGGUCACUGAGAAUAAUCCUCAGUCUGCCAGCUCAACCUCGCAACCCCGCGAACCCAAGACCGCGGCCCAGCUAGAGGAGGAGCGAUUGAUGGAACUUCGUGUGUUUCUGGAGCAGUUGGAAGAUCUGAAACCGCAUUCAAGUGGAUAUGAUUUGCCAGGGCGCGAUGCCUAA
Venustampulla echinocandica is the source of this 2448-nucleotide messenger RNA. RefSeq lists its product as uncharacterized. Gene Ontology annotation, cellular component: nucleus. NCBI's taxonomy places the organism in Eukaryota, Fungi, Ascomycota, Leotiomycetes, Helotiales, Pleuroascaceae. Gene Ontology annotation, molecular function: nucleic acid binding. The record is from RefSeq and is a predicted model, not a curated record. The coding region runs from base 1 to 2448 and encodes 815 amino acids. The transcript has 8 exons.